Messenger RNA from Mesorhabditis spiculigera, 1275 nucleotides. Lineage: Eukaryota; Metazoa; Nematoda; Chromadorea; Rhabditida; Rhabditidae. The record is from the annotation of a GenBank genome assembly.
AUGCGGUGGAACCUAAUACCAGACGUAAUAUUCUUCUGUCUACUCACCGCUACCGUAAUUGAAGCCAGCUGCCCGGACCAUGUAUUCCUUGGAUGUGUCUUACGACUAAAGGCCCAACGCGUGCCUUUUGAGCGGAACAUGGUCAACGUCAUCUUCAAUAUUGGCAAUGAGGCCAAGCUGUUGCAUACUUGCAAGGUCUACGGCUCCACGCUUCCCUGCUUCCGAGAAAAAGUGGUCGAAUGUGGUGAUGAUCGGCAGAGGAGGGUGUUGAAUGAGGUCGGCAAAAUGCUAAUGUUCCUCUGCUCUCCAUUUAGUUUGUAUCGGCAAAGGCAACUAAUAGAGCACCAGGAAUGCGUGCGUAACGUGCUGGCAUUGCCCGCAACAACUGGAUGUGACCUUCAGGGCACGGUGUUCCAGAAUCAGAUGACGUCGUGCAGAAAAGAAUGCCAGCACCAGCCUACAAACUUUAUUUGUCUGAUGAAAACGUGGAUAUCAGAACAGAACAUCUGCACGAUGACGGACAUUGAGAAGAAGUGCGGGGAGGAGGCCGCUGUUUUCUAUAAGGACCUACAAACCACCGUAUUCGAUCCGGCAUUUCCGGUCCUCUGCGAGACCGGCGAAGACUUCAUCACUACCGUAACCACCACCACGCCAAAGCCUACUACCACUAUUUACGUUCGGCCGACGAAGAAACCGUUUAUUAUCAAGAACAAAAUUAUUAAGAAGCCACAGCUCACCAACCCGUUCAACACCUCUAACAUUGUGUUCGGUGUUGUUCCAUCUGCCCAGAGCAUCAAUCGACCGGCCUUUAAUGUUCCUUUAACUACCACAAUACGUCCGGAACUGAUGGAUUCUACGCCCUACGUGGAGCAACAAACAACAGCCCAGCGGCAAUCGAAUUAUAUUCCCGAGAUGGCGGCCGCGAAUCCGGAUGUCGAGGAUAACGUUGAUCCAAGCCUGCUCGUCUGGCAGAAGCCGCAGGUCUAUCGGAAGCCACAAUCCAAGGAAUUUGUGGUUGAGGGUGAAGGUGAAGCCUCCACUCCUCGGUCGAUCAAGGUGAUUACGCUGCUAAAGUCGUGGCUGCCGGAAAGGUUACCAGGCUUCGAGUCUCUCUUCCAAUUCCCCGGUUCCGCUCCAAAAAGCCAAGAAGAUUCGCCUCCAACCACCACUUUCACACCCAUCCCCCUGCCCACCGUCGCCUACCGUAAUACCGAAAAGAAACCUGCGCCUCGUCGCUGGCGACCGUGGUACAUGUCGGGAGGCGAGAACUUUAAC